Molecule: messenger RNA, 609 nt
Organism: Ostreobium quekettii
Lineage: Eukaryota; Viridiplantae; Chlorophyta; Ulvophyceae; Bryopsidales; Ostreobiaceae
Source: the annotation of a GenBank genome assembly
AUGAAGGCCAUGCUGCCAGGAGCCCUGGGUGGCACACGGGAGAUAGACCAGUUGCGUAACAUGGAUUUAGAAACAUAUUCACAAGCCCUUGGGGAGGCCCGACGUCUUGGCAACUUUAGUAGAAUGGAAUCAGUGGACAGCAGGCUGUCUGAAGCUCGCCAUCGCAUGUUUGAGAAAGUCAUCAGCCAUAUGACGACUCAGGAGAAGACAGAUCCACUGAACAGAUUCCCUAAUGCGUCCAGGGAUCGUGUGGCACGGUCUGUGGGCUGCUCCCGAUACGAGGUGGAAGAUUGUAUCAACUCAUUCCUUCAGCUGAAGAUCCUUGCAGGCAAGGUCGCUGAGCUGAAGGCCCAGGGCAAGCCAAUACCAACAUCACCAGCAGAUUUGCAGGGCGCUGUUGGAGAGGAGUGGGACAAGAUGAUGAGAGACCGGAUGCACGAGUCCAAAGUGCAAGCCACACCUGCUAUUCAGGUGGAUGACGGGAUGCAUGGGCCAGGCAUGCAGCCCUGCCCCUUUGCGAACCAGAGGGUUAACCGCAACACCAUCUGUCCGCUGACAAAGAAGAAAUUCAAGCGAUGCUGUGGCUCUGUCUACUCCAUACAAACUUGA